Messenger RNA from Drosophila subobscura, 2947 nucleotides. RefSeq names its product metal transporter CNNM2 (gene uex). The transcript is spliced from 8 exons. The coding region runs from base 175 to 2931 and encodes 918 amino acids. Gene Ontology annotation, biological process: transport; magnesium ion homeostasis. Lineage: Eukaryota; Metazoa; Arthropoda; Insecta; Diptera; Drosophilidae. The record is from RefSeq and is a predicted model, not a curated record. Gene Ontology annotation, molecular function: transmembrane transporter activity. Gene Ontology annotation, cellular component: plasma membrane.
UUCUUGGGAAAAGAAGUUCGUUCCGGUUCCAAUAAUUAUCCAAGAAUAUUUUCUCCAACAAAAAUCUCCUACAAAUAUAUUAAAAAGAAAUAUAUAUUGGCAUAGCAUAUCGAUAUACUACACUCGUACCGUACUUUGAUUUGGAAUUGUGUCGAGUCGGAAAAAUUACGUAGUAUGGAAAAAAGUAAACAGUGUUUUGAUAAAUUUCAAAAGCGGACUAAAUGGACAGAGCAAUAUAAAAUACAAAACUGGAUUAGCAGUCUGGUAACGAAUUUAAGGCUUUUAAAUUUCGUUUUCCAAAAAGCUAUUAACCUGACGUCGCGUGUGAAAAAUGAAAAAUCAAUCGCACAAGCAUGCAUGCUGCCUAGUUCGCUAAAAAUGAAAAGCACACAUUUCGCGGUCCUAAUAACUAUACUCGUUUUUGCUAAUGGUGCAAAUGUGGGCCUAUGCUCCGUUUUAAAUGGUGACAGUGCUUCUGUGAAAACACCCUACGAAACCCUAGAAAACAUUAAAAGUAUUGACUUAAGACGGAUGUCGGUGUCGUCAUCACAAAAUCAAGCAAGCCUGCGAAUUCGGAGGGACACCGUAAACCAAAUCCGGAUUUACGGUAUACGAUUGGAAGACGGUUCAACAGAGACAAACGAUGGCAUACCUAGUGUACUGACUGCGAAAGACCAAAUGUUCAGAAUCUUUGGCCAUGGCUUGCAGAAAAAUACUGUUAUCACGUUUACCAAUGAGGAGAAUGAUUACGGAGGUCCUUGCCUGAAGCCGGCCACUGACCUCUUCGCUCCCCUAGAAGUCUCCAGCGAUGGAUUUUCUGCCACAUACAAGGUCAUUUUUCCAGCGUCCAGUAGCCUAUAUUACAUUUGUGCUAAAAAUGCAGAAGAUAUUAAAGAUCACAGCACAGCUGUAACCACCUCACCUCUUGAGCAUCAGGGGAAUUCCAAAUGGCUAAGGAUACAAACGUAUGAACCAUUCUUACCCAUCUGGGUGGCAAUAACGAUCAUCGUAGUUUGUCUAUGCUUCUCAGCCUUGUUCUCAGGGCUAAAUUUGGGCUUGAUGGCCAUGGACCGCACCGAAUUAAAGAUACUGCGAAACACUGGCACGGAAAAAGAAAAAAAAUAUGCAGCAAAAAUAGCCCCCGUCAGAGAUCAAGGUAAUUAUCUGUUGUGCAGUAUUCUCUUGGGUAAUGUGUUGGUUAACUCAACCUUUACCAUUCUACUGGAUGGUUUAACUUCUGGACUUUUUGCUGUUAUAUUUUCCACACUGGCCAUCGUACUCUUUGGUGAAAUAACGCCUCAGGCUGUGUGCUCACGACAUGGCUUGGCUAUUGGAGCCAAAACCAUAUUAGUAACAAAAACAGUAAUGGCCAUAACAGCGCCCCUCUCGUACCCUAUUUCUCGUAUUCUCGAUGCGCUGUUGGGUGAAGAAAUUGGCAAUGUUUACAAUCGAGAACGAUUAAAGGAACUUGUUCGUGUCACCAACGAUAUCAACGAUCUUGAUAAAAAUGAAGUGAAUAUCAUAUCGGGCGCACUGGAGCUACGCAAAAAGACAGUUGCAGACGUGAUGACACACAUUGAUGAUGCUUUUAUGCUCUCAUUGGAGGCUGUGCUUGAUUUUGAAACUGUAUCCGAAAUCAUGAACUCGGGCUAUUCCCGCAUUCCCGUCUUCGAUGGAGAUAGAAAAAAUAUUGUCACGUUGCUCUACAUUAAGGAUUUGGCAUUUGUGGAUACCGACGACAAUACGCCACUGAAAACAUUGUGCGAAUUCUAUCAGAAUCCGGUUCAUUUUGUAUUUGAAGACUACACCUUGGAUAUUAUGUUUAACCAAUUCAAAGAGGGUACAAUUGGUCAUAUCGCAUUUGUGCACCGCGUUAACAAUGAGGGCGAUGGGGAUCCCUUUUAUGAGACCGUUGGCUUGGUUACACUCGAGGAUGUAAUUGAGGAACUUAUCCAGGCGGAAAUUGUCGAUGAGACGGAUGUCUUUGUUGAUAACCGCACCAAAGUGAAAAGAAAUCGUUAUAAAAAGGCAGACUUUUCAGCAUUUGCCGAACGCCGAGAGAUUCAGGCCGUGCGGAUAUCUCCACAACUAACCUUGGCCACCUUCCAGUACUUAAGCACAGCUGUUGAUGCGUUCAAAAAAGAUGUCAUCUCGGAACCAAUUCUCCGGAGAUUGCUCAAUCAGGACGUUUUCCACAAUAUCAAAUCCAAAGGAAAAAGUAAAGACGAUCCCAGUCUGUACAUUUUCACCCAAGGCAAAGCUGUCGACUUCUUUGUACUUAUAUUGGAGGGCCGUGUGGAGGUCACUAUUGGAAAGGAAGCUCUCAUGUUCGAGAGUGGCCCAUUUACUUAUUUUGGAACCCAAGCAUUGGUCCAAAAUGUAGUUAUCGAUUCUCCAACGCAAAUGGGAUCUUUACAGUCGCUGAAUAUGGAUUCGAAAAUUCGACAAUCCUUUGUCCCUGAUUACUCUGUUCGCGCUAUAACAGAUGUGAUAUAUAUUGCAAUUAAACGUGUGCUAUAUCUCACUGCGAAAAAGGCCACUUUAUUGGAUAAAAGUCGUAAAUCGGGAACAUUUUCAAGUGAGACAUUCGACGAUGAAGUGGAACGUCUGCUGCACUCGAUAAGUGAAGAUGAAAAGCCACGAUACUUAGCGGCUAACCAGAGCACUAGACGUUCGUCUAAGCCGAACCGAAGUUUAACUUCGUCCCCAACGAAUAUUGAUUUAUCACACGACGAAAAGAGCAAUAGUCCCAGUGUGCACAUUCAAGGUGAUCAAAAGAUUGGCAACACUGAACCCACGGAGGAUGCCUCGAUGAGUAGUUUAGUGGCCUCAGAUGCAGGAGAUCUUCAAAAUGGUGAACAGGAUGAUAGAGAUGCAACCGCUGCUUCCACGCCUCUUCUUUCAAAACCAGAAGAGCCGCCCAAACAAUAGGCCUAAGCCCCCAAAU